GGGUGGGGGGGAGGAAUUAGUGCAUGUGCUAAGUAACGGAGGAGGUGGACGUAAACAUGCAGUAAGUGACGGUGGCAACCAGGUAGGCUUACUACGCAAGAGCGCUCCCUCCGGACCUCCUCACUGAACUUUACCCGCUGAGCUUUGACGCGAUGGCUGCUGCUGCUGCCGCCGCUGCUGCUGCCACUCUGGGGGAAGUUGGAGGCGUCUUGCACGGCAUCGAUGGUGUCGCACAGGUCGGGUCCCAUUUCCUGCUGACCCCUCUUGGGGACAGUCCGACGCUGCUGGGCGAGCACCUCAUACCCGGAGACAGGCUCUCCCGCAGCACCACGGCGGAUCUAACGCACCUCAAAGGGAUCCUCAGGAGGAGACAGCUGUACUGCAGAACUGGAUUUCACCUGGAAAUACUUCCGGAUGGCACUGUGCAAGGCACAAGGAAGGACCACAGUCGAUUUGGUAUUUUGGAAUUCAUAAGCCUUGCUGUUGGGUUGAUAAGCAUUCGAGGGGUGGACAGCGGACUCUACCUGGGGAUGAACGACAAAGGAGAGCUGUAUGGCUCCGAAAAGCUCACAGCUGAAUGUGUGUUCAGGGAGCAGUUUGAGGAGAACUGGUACAACACAUACUCAUCCAACCUCUACAAACACGGAGACAAAGGGACGCGUUACUUUGUGGCAUUAAAUAAAGACGGGACACCAAGGGAUGGGACUAAAUCCAGGCGGCACCAGAAAUUUACACACUUCUUGCCCAGGCCUGUGGACCCUGACCGUGUGCCAGAGCUCUACAGGGAUAUCCUGGGACACAGCUGAGACCCGGAACCCUGGUCCAGUUCAGGAAUAGCUGCUAAAGCCCUGAAAAGCAGGGAGCAGAGAAGAGAAGAGACGCGAAGAGGGAUGCAGGCAUGGGGAUGAUGUGGCCGGUGCAGGCUGGUGGACAUCAGCCCGAGCAGCAGGGAUAAAGGUACAGUCCGGGGGCCUCUUGUAGGAAUGCACGGGCCAUCUCUCAGCAGCCAGGAAGACAGGCGAGAAUGUCUGCACGCUCGGCAUGAGGGGGUCGUUUGUUUUAGAGGAUAGACGACCCUAAAAAGUACCUGCGUGGAAUAGGAGACGGAUGGGAAGCGGAGCUGGAUGGUUGGGGAGCAUCUCCUCUGGUCAGCUGACGUGGAGUCCGAGGGAAUCAUGAAUGGUACUUUUAAUUUGGUGUCAGAGAGCUAUAGUUUGUUCAGAAGGACUUUGAAGGAAUUCUGUUUUUAUUUCUUACCUGUGUGUAGACCUGUUCGAAAAGAGAAAAAUGUAACAAUUUAUUUAUUCAUUUUAGAUACAUAUAUUUAUGUUAUAUAUUUAUUUAUUUGAGAAUAUAUUUUUACAGUUAUAUACAUGCAAUAUAGAGAAACCACUAGAAACUGUAUCAAUUAUAUAAAGACUGACACACUGUACCAUUAUGUCUUGUAUUCUGAAAAACAAGCUCCGCUAGCAAUAAUAACUGUAAUAUGACAACAAAUAUUGGCAAAAUUUGGGAAUCCCCACAUCUGAAAUGCAUUUAAUCACAAUAUGACAACUGUGAAUCAACUUUUCUUAAAUCCUUGUAAUGUUGACGCAUUAAUUCCAACCAAACUACUGUUACAUGUGUUUCAGGAGGAAUCUGAAGUCAACAAACUGAUGAUACAAACAAUAAAUUGCUCAAAAUGUGAUCAAAAUGCUUUUUUUUGUCAGAGAUGAAAAAUGUAACCAGUUAUUACCAAAGUUACUUCAAAAAAGCCACAUUUUUACUUUGAAGAGAGCAAUGUGGACACUUCAGUGGUUGCUUUUGUCUGUCAGAGUUUAAACAUAUAAACC
Molecule: messenger RNA, 1832 nt
Organism: Acanthopagrus latus (yellowfin seabream)
Lineage: Eukaryota; Metazoa; Chordata; Actinopteri; Spariformes; Sparidae
Gene: fgf20b
Product: fibroblast growth factor 20b
Exons: 3
Coding region: 153-806 (217 amino acids)
Biological process (GO): positive regulation of cell population proliferation; positive regulation of gene expression; cell differentiation
Cellular component (GO): cytoplasm
Molecular function (GO): fibroblast growth factor receptor binding; growth factor activity
Source: RefSeq, a predicted model, not a curated record